Messenger RNA from Rangifer tarandus platyrhynchus (Svalbard reindeer), 429 nucleotides. The record is from the annotation of a GenBank genome assembly. Lineage: Eukaryota; Metazoa; Chordata; Mammalia; Artiodactyla; Cervidae.
AUGCUUGUGUCUUUACUUCUGAGAGCACAGAUCAGUGACCCAGACCACUCAGCCAACAACAGGGAGCCAGCUGGGGUCUUGCCCUGCGUCCCUGUGAAGGAUGUCACCAGAGAAGAUAGGGUGGAGCCUCCCUGUGGAGCCGAUGCUCCCGAGGGACCAUCUUCUCAGUUCCUGCAGAAGUGGUGGGGAAGUGAGGGGAAGGACUCAGAGCCCCCAGCCCAGGCUCUUUUCUACUCUGCCCAGGGCAUCUCUAAAAGCCCCUGCCCAGCGCCCAGGGCCCCGGCCUGUGAUCCACACACCUUGACUGUGCCUUUUAUUGUGGUCAAGCCAGCACUCACUGCUGAGGGAACAACUUUGCCACCUUCUCUCCUCUGCCCAAGAACAUCCUCCCUGCUCAGCCAAAGCCACUUCCCGAGUUCAAAGAGGUAA